Haemonchus placei is the source of this 732-nucleotide messenger RNA. NCBI's taxonomy places the organism in Eukaryota, Metazoa, Nematoda, Chromadorea, Rhabditida, Trichostrongylidae. The record is from the annotation of a GenBank genome assembly.
AUGGUUGAGUUGGGAGUGUUGAGUCCUAUUAUAUUGUCACCAGAUGAGCACGGGUGUCCUGUGAAGGACAAAUUGACGGACUUACGCAAACGAAUUGCUCAGAAGAAAUGCGAUUCUAUAAUUCUUUCAGCACUUGACGAUAUUAUGUGUGAGUGGAGAUUACGGUUACUCAAUAUUAGAGGAUUUGAUAUCAAGUACAACCCAUUGGCUUAUUCAUAUGUUUUGGUAACUCCUUCUGAAGUACACCUAUUCAUGGACAAAGCUGAUGAUGUGGUGAGGAAUUCCUACCUGACAGUUCUACAGCUUGGUUUUCCCUUCGGGAAGCUCUUCUACUCAGCUGUGCGUAAGUACCUUGAGAGCGAAGGCGUGACCCUUCAUCCAUACGCCGAUGCAUACGAUUUCAUGACAAAAUGGUAUGAACAACAGGCAGGGCUCAACAAGCACAAGCCUAGGGUUUUCGUCCCAAGAAACACCAACUACCUUUUCGGGCAAAUUUUUGAAACUUCGGCAGUUGUUGACGGCAGUCCUGUACAAGUAAUGAAAGGAGUCAAAAAUCCCGUAGAAUUGGAAGGCAUGCGCAAUAGCCAUAUCCGAGAUAGUGCGGCACUGGUAAGCUUCCUUAUGUGGUUAGAAAUGGAAAUACUCGAGGGGCGAUUAUAUAGCGAAAUCGAAGUGGCCUCAAAAAUUGAAUCAAUGAGAGCUGCUCUGGACAAAUACGUCGGUUUGAGGUAG